AUGCAACUUCUUCUUCUACUAUGUUUGGUCUCGUUGUCACAAGCCCUUCUCGGAGUUGGCAGGACUCAGUCGGUCGCCGUCACUGGUCGACUAAUUUGCAACGGCCAGCCAGCUAGUAAUGUUAAAGUGAAACUGUACGAAAAGGAAAGCACUAUGGAUGUGAACAUGGCCGAAGGUGUAACAGAUCAAAAUGGCAUGUUCCGACUGUCUGGCUCGAAAACUGAGAUUUCCACCAUUGACCCAAAACUGAACGUCUAUCAUAAAUGCAACUACAAUGGACUCUGCUACCGUAAAUUUGGCAUCACAAUCCCAGACAAUUUCGUUACGUCUGGCUCAAAUCCUCAGAAAGUUUUCGACAUCGGAACCAUCAAUCUCGCCAACAGAUUCACCGGUGAAACAACCGACUGCCUAAAUUAG
Molecule: messenger RNA, 417 nt
Organism: Cooperia oncophora
Lineage: Eukaryota; Metazoa; Nematoda; Chromadorea; Rhabditida; Trichostrongylidae
Source: the annotation of a GenBank genome assembly